Messenger RNA from Sphenostylis stenocarpa, 1371 nucleotides. NCBI's taxonomy places the organism in Eukaryota, Viridiplantae, Streptophyta, Magnoliopsida, Fabales, Fabaceae. The record is from the annotation of a GenBank genome assembly.
AUGAAGGAGAGGGUGAGGACUGUGCUUCAGAAUUUUUGCCUCAGUGAGAAGCAAGUUCGACAGAUUCAAGCGCAACUCAUUCGCCGCAAACUCUAUCCAGACUCCAGAAUCGCCGAGCACUUCAUCGGCGCGUGCCAUUCACACGCCCUUCUCAACUCCGCUCUUCUUCUCUUCACCACCCUCCUACCUUCAGCCCACGUUUACAUCUUCAAUACCCUCAUCAGAGUCUUCUCCCAAUCCCAAAUCCCACACACACCUCUCUCAAUCUACACCCAUAUGCGCCGCAACAACGUUCUCCCCAACAACUUCACCUUCCCACCUCUCUUCAAGUCCCUCUCCGACACCCGCCACGUCACACAAGGCCGCUGCGUCCACACCCAUGUCCUCAAACUCGGCCACCUUCAAGACCUCUUCGUUCACAAUGCCCUCCUCGACGUUUACGCCUCGUGCCGCCACGUGGCGUUGUGUCGACGCCUGUUCGAUGAAAUGCCUCAGAGAGACGUCGUUUCCUGGAGCGUGUUGAUCGCGGGGUACAACAACGUUGGGAACUAUGAUGAUGCCUUGGUUGUGUUUGAGCAAAUGCAGUAUGCGGGUUUUGUGCCUAAUAGGGUCACGAUGAUCAACGCGUUGCAUGCUUGCACUCACUCAGGUAAUGUUGAAAUGGGGGCGUGGAUACAUGGGGUUGUAGAAAGGGAGGGUUGGGAAUUGGAUGUGAUAUUGGGGACGGCUUUGGUUGACAUGUAUGGAAAAUGUGGAAGAGUUGAAGAAGGGUUGAACGUGUUCAGGAGCAUGAAGGAAAAAAAUGUGUUCACUUGGAAUGCGGUUAUUAAAGGGUUAGCUUUGGCAAAGAGUGGACAUGAGGCGAUUUGGUGGUUUAACAGAAUGGAGAAUGAAGGUGUAAGAGCCGAUGAAGUGACUUUGUUGGCCGUUCUAUCUGCGUGCAGUCACUCGGGUUUGGUGGACAAGGGUAGAGAGAUUUUUGUUUUGUUGGUUGAUGGGAGGUAUGGGUUUUGUGCUAAUGUUAAACACUAUGCUUGUAUGGUUGACGUGUUGGCGCGUUCUGGGCGUUUGCAUGAGGCUUUUGAGUUCAUGGAGCGUAUGCCUUUUGGACCCACCAAAGCUAUGUGGGGAUCGUUACUGGUUGGUUCUAAAGCUCAGGGCGACUUGGAGUUGGGCCUGCUGGCGGCUGGAAAGCUCAUCGAAUUGGAGAAGGGGAACACUGCAUAUUAUGUUCAUCUGUCGAAUCUGUAUGCAGAAAUGGGAAGAUGGGGGGAUGUUGAGAAAGUGAGAAGGGUGAUGAAGGAUAGACAACUCACUAAGGACUUGGGGUGUAGUUCUGUGGAAGUAGAACACCAAGAAUUUUUGGCAUAG